AAGAAAGAAGGUUACAGACCUUGUGUUUUCUUCGUCACUGACGACCUAUACAAAGGAGAGUGGAGCAAGAACAAGAGAGAUGGACGGGGUAUACACUUCUACAAAAGUGGAAAUCGGUACGAGAGAGAGUUUAAAAACGGGAAACGGGAAGGUCUUGGAACCUUUUGGCUCAUAGAUGGCAACAGGGGCCCGGACUUCUUUUUGGACUGUGUGGAGAAAGAUACGACGGCUACUUUGAAAAGGGCAAGAGAUCUGGACUCGGAAAGCAGAUUUACAGGCACUGGGAAUCCGAGAAAGAAGUAUAUCAUGUCUAUUACGGCGGGUGGGCAAAUGAUAAGCGGAAUGGUGUCGGUACUCUUACCUUAGGGCUGUGUUUCUCGCCUCGGCUCCCGUUGAUCAACGAGCAGCCUGCUUACUCAUGCACCAGUGUUAUUUUUCACUUCUUCUGAUGCGGAUAUGACAACCGUCUCGAAUAACUGAACCGUGCCCUCUCGAAGAUUCGCUGUCAGGCACUCGGUGGACGAAAUUCCAAAAAAAAAAAAAUCGGAGUUGGGAUCAGCGUUCUGCGCGAAAUCGUGGAGAACGUGAAACACAGUAGCUUUGUUGAGAAGUUCAAUAAAGUUCUGUAAGAUGACUUCUCCAGGGAUUACAACACGCAAUGAUCUCCCCAAAUUCAAUGGGGAGCAUUUUCAUUCCUGGAAGAACAAGAUGAGUUCGAUAUUUCGAGAGGAAGGAUUGAUGGACGUAAUUGAAGGUAAAGAGCUUCGGCGGACCACUGCACCUGGUUCUACAACCAGUACACCUGCGUCGUCAGGAGGAGAGAGUAAGAAAGAAUGGGAUUAUAAAAACCUUAUUCCCUUAGCGAUGUUGAAAUACUCGUCAGGAGCAGAGAGGAAGAAAGAAUGGGAUGAUAAAAACCUUAUUUCCUUAGCGAUGUUGAAAUACUCGUUGGACGCCCAUCAACAUUUGAUUGCUCGCUAUGCUACAGCAGCAGAGGCUUGGGCUGAACUGAAUAGAGUUUUUGGAUCCCAUGACUUACAAAUGCAAAUGCAGUUGAGAGAUGCAUUGCAUACACUCAAAAUGAAGACAGGCGAGUCUGCGGCGAAACAUAUCAUCAAAUUUCGUCUACUUCUUGCCCAGUUGGCUUCUGUAGGGCAGACGAUUGCAGAGGCAGAAGCUUAUACCUGUCUCCUUCGAAGUCUUCCUUUCGAGUAUAGAUCUUUUGUGCGUUCGAUGCGGUUACAGCACACGUUGACCACUCAAUCUGUCAUUGCUAGUCUUCUUCUUGAAGCAUCACACCUCCAAGAAGAAGAGUUGAACGACAAAAUGGCAGCACUCUACACAGAUAAAAGACGAGGGUGGACUACCUCAACGCCAAAGAUGAUGCAUCCAAAAAAAUCCACUGAGGUAGAUUCUUCAUCACGACAAAAAACUCCUUCUAAAUCAUCUUUUCCCAUGCAAAAGAUGAAGUGCUCCUAUUGUAAGAAGCAAGGCCACCUUGCUCAAGAGUGUCGGAAGAAGAAACAAGAUUCUGCGGUGGAAGACAGGUUGGAGAUGUUAGGAUGGUACCGUCAGCUAGAAAGAAAUGUUGGAGGUAUAAGGAGGGUUCCGAGAUUUUAGGAUGUUAGAGAAAGGCAUUGGUAGCUAGUAAGUGGGAGUGUUAGACUACUGUUAUCCUCCCUAUUACUUUUUGUCUUUGCGGAUUCUUGCAGUUAUAGUUAGGACUGUGAUGUGGACUGUGACUGUGAUGUGACUACGACCCUUUGUAUCCCGGGAGUGUGUCCCUUGGUAUCCCUUGUCACAUCCGUUACAUCCCUUGUCUCGGAUUGGGUAUUUAAACCCAAUCCGGGACCUGUGUUUUAUCAACAACUCUUAUGUAGAUCCUUCGUCAAAACUAAGGAACUAUGUCGACCCAUUCUUCCAUUGCUUUAUUUUAAGGUUCAUGUUUUAGCU
Messenger RNA from Marchantia polymorpha subsp. ruderalis, 1953 nucleotides. NCBI's taxonomy places the organism in Eukaryota, Viridiplantae, Streptophyta, Marchantiopsida, Marchantiales, Marchantiaceae. The record is from the annotation of a GenBank genome assembly.